This is a messenger RNA of Bicyclus anynana (squinting bush brown), 798 nucleotides long. RefSeq lists its product as uncharacterized. The record is from RefSeq and is a predicted model, not a curated record. NCBI's taxonomy places the organism in Eukaryota, Metazoa, Arthropoda, Insecta, Lepidoptera, Nymphalidae. The transcript has 3 exons. The annotation marks the transcript as partial.
ACAGGUGUGUUAGUAUUCAUCGGCGCUGCAACAAUAAGCUACUGUGUAUGGACCCCAGCGGGGGUAACGCACGACUACAACAAGCUGGCCCGCAUCAUGUACCUCUACGACCCCCUGGCCUGCGGGUACCGGCUCCGGGCGCUGGCCUCCACCAAGACCUUGCUGCUGAAGAACGACACGAAGAAGCUGAAGCUGACCCCGAUUAAGUGGCAACCACCAGUUGUUACUGUGUCUACGAGGUUGGCGGCAAAGACUAGAAAAUAUACAAAGUUGAGCGUUUUAGUGCACGUAUUUUGGUUCCUGGUAGCAAUAGCACUGCGUGUCUUCAAAACAUCGUCCAAGUUAAAGCUACUGAAAUUCAUACUAGCGACUUCCUUCUACGCGUGUGUCUUUGUAAUAACAUUCGACCUGUCGAUGGCAAUUGUGUAUAUUGCCCACAUUCAGCAAAGUUUGACCAACGAAAUGAUUCUCAGAUACAGCGGGUGGAGUGUGGAAUUAAAAUUGAAUAGGUAUGAAGAUUUUGGUGGAUGGUUGCCAAUAGCAGCAUCGGCUCUCUGGAUUAGGGGUGGUAUAAUUUUCGCCUUGAACAUCUACAGUUGCAGACUUCUUCAAAACAUACUACGGACUAUUCAAAAGAGAGAAGUCAAGAGAAAGGUUGCUCUGAGAGAGAACCUGCCGAUACCUGACCCUAAUUUUGGAAAACCCAAUGACCGCGAUGACGGUGUGAUAUACUUCAGGCCUGGAGAGUAUACGCCGGUUGUCAGAACUGCAAAUAGACCUUCGUUCUUCUUUUUUUAA